UUCGUUUUGCACGGGGAGGAAGUAGUUAUCUGUCUAUGUGGGUUAAUCUGGGAGGGUUCCUGUGCAUUUCUUUUUGAAGGCGGUGUUCGCAAUGUGUCACUUGCAUUUAACUUUCGGCAGGAUAUCAUAGUCUUGAAGGCUGAGAGAUAGAGAGAGGAGGGGCGUGUUCCUGUCUCUCUCCCGCGUCCAAGUGAAAGUGGACAGUUUGGAAGGUGGGUGCAGACUGCCACCUGACAGAGCAGCGAAAGGAGGAGGCGGGGGGAAGCCAGAGCAGAUCCCGUGAAGGACCAGUCACUGGCCAGCUCACCGUCAGUGUGCGCUUCAGGAAGAAAAAAAGCUGGGGGGAGACUGGAACGGUGCGCCUGUGACCCAAGGUUAAUUGAGAGAUACAAGCUCCUAUGUUUGAUCAGUUGCCUUGAGAGGUCUUUUAGGCUAAGACUUAAGCCAUUUCAAUCAUUACACCCCCACCCCGGCCAGCAGUUUGCUGCUUUUUCUCCUCCUUCACUCUGAGAUUUGCACUGGGACAGUCCUCAAGCUUUCCGGGGGAUUGCUGCUGCUGCUGCUGGAAAGAAGGAGCAGUGGGACUGACGAUGUUGGGGAUGAGGAGUGCUCGCCGCUCAGCUCCGAGAUGCGGAUUCCCCUUCAGCCUCUGCUGGGGACUCAGUGCCUUCCUCCUUCAAAUCCUGCUCCUGUCUGCCCUUGGGGAGAAACUGACCGGUGCAUGGAGACCUUCCCAAGCCCGGCUCCGGCUCACCUUCUCAGAGUUGAUGCUAAACAAACGGAUCAUCCCACUCACCUUCAGAGCUUCCAACUUGCAUUCCAUAGUCCUUGAUGAAGAUAACCGAAGACUCUAUGCUGCUGCGAAGGACUACCUCCUGACCUGUAAUCUGGAUGACAUUUCGAGUGGAGUGAGGAAGUUAUACUGGCCAGCUACCCCUGAAAGAAUAGCUGAAUGCAAGAUGGCUGGAAAGGAUCCUGACCUGGACUGUGGCAACUUCCUGAGGGUCCUUCACUUCUACAACCAAACUCACCUGUACGUUUGUGGGACUGGAGCCUUCCACCCACGCUGUGCAUACAUUGCCACAUCGAUGUUCAACAGGGCUGAACAACUAGUGCUUCAUCAUGAACAGACUGAGUGUGGAAAAGGGAAGUGUCCUUAUGACCCUCGACAACGGGUGGCCUCAGCAAUGAUUGAAGGUGAGUUGUACGCUGGAAUAUCCUCUGAUUUCAUGAGCCGGGACGUGGCAUUCUUUCGUAGCCUGGGACAUCGUCGUGUGAUACGCACUGAGCAAUACGAUUCGACGUGGCUGCAAGACCCUAGGUUCGUGAAGGUCAAUGCCAUUGCAGAGAGCAACAAUGUGGAGGACGACAAAGUAUACUUAUUUUUCACCGAGCGUGCUCUGGAAGUGGAUAAUGGCAAUGGGAAGGUCAUCUACUCGAGAGUGGCUCGGGUUUGUAAGAAUGAUAUUGGUGGUCAACGCAGUCUGGUCAACAAGUGGAGUACCUUUCUGAAGGCGCGGCUGGUGUGUUCCGUUCCGGGCUCCGAGGGAAUUCAAACCCAUUUUGAUGAACUGCAGGAUGUCUUCGUGCUGAAUGGGAAAGACAAAAAAAAUCCACUGAUCUACGGAGUUUUCACAACAUCCAGCAAUAUUCUCAAUGGGUCAGCGGUCUGUGUGUACAAGAUGGCUGACAUUAUAAUGGCCUUCAAAGGAGAGUUUGCUCACAAAGAGGGCCCUGACUACAAGUGGGUGACCUACCCAGGGCGUGUCCCCUUCCCUCGCCCUGGAACGUGUCCCAGCAGCACCUAUGGGAGCUUCAAGUCAACUCGUGAAUAUCCAGAUGAAGCAAUCUUCUUCAUUCGGACUCAUCCACUCAUGCAUGACUCUGUCUACCCUGUGGGCAAACAGCCGGUGCUAAUGCAAGUCGGUGUGGACUACAAGUUUACCCGGAUUGCUGUGGAUCGGGUUGAGGCUGUGGAUGGACAGUAUGACGUGAUGUUUAUUGGAACAGAUACUGGGGUGGUCCUGAAAUCCAUCUAUGCUCCUAAAACAAACCAGGAGGUGGAAGAGAUCAUUUUAGAGGAGUUGGAAGUAUUCCCGGACAAAUCACCCAUCACUUCAUUGAACCUGUCCAGAAAGCGGCAGUGGUUGUACCUUGGCUCAAAGAGUGGCUUGGCCCAGGUCUCCUUGUAUCAGUGUGAUCUGUACGGUAAGGGCUGUGCUGAAUGCUGCUUGGCGAGGGACCCUUAUUGCACGUGGAACGGAAGCUCUUGCAGCACCUACCUACCCAGCAGUCGCAGAAGACACACUCGACAGGUCACUCUGAAUGGAGAUCCUUUGACUCAGUGCUUCAACCAGGGAGGGGCCAUGCACACCUGGACUGAGGAGAAGGCGAUGUUUGUUGUUGAGGGGAACAGUACAUACCUGGAAUGUAUACCCAAAUCACGGCUUGCCACUGUCAGCUGGUUGGUGGAGACAGACGACCUGAAUGGGCUGUUGCAGGAGGUUACCUUUGGAGACCAGAUCAUUUCAAUAGAGCAAGGGUUGUUGAUUCGCCAGACAGAUCGCCGGGACGCUGGUACCUACCAUUGCCAAAUUGAGGACCAUGGUUUUCGCUGGACCCUGCUGAAGCUGCGACUGCACGUGAUCCCCGCUGAGCAGAUGGUGAACCUGCACGCAAGCCUUGAGCAAUUAGCUGGCCCCGUGAAGGACCGUUCCCUUCUGGGCCCUGGCCAUAGCCCUCAGCCUUGGUACAAGAGCAUCAUGACCCUCAUCAACUAUCCGUCCAAGAUGGACUUCUACUGCGAGCAGGUCUGGCAGAAAGACUACAAGAAGAAAAGGAACAAGCUGCGCCUGAGCAAGAAUCACCGUAGCGUGGAGCCUAGCCAGAGAAACAAGUCGCCAAUGAGGGGCAGACGGAACAAAAACAAACCACGUGCCAAAUUUCUGCGGUCACCCCGCAGUACCUAGCACUACCCAGAUUCACCACAGCAGAGACACUCAUCCAAAGUAUAGCAACAGAAGGCUCCUGAAACUCUAGAUCUUUCCAAACCUUUUGAACUCCAGUAAAUGAUAGGCUUCACAUGCAAUACAAUCUUUGAACUGACAGAACAGUUGCCUUGUUUUGGCUGAGGGUGGCUGUGUUGCUGUCCCAAUCACCUCUCUUCCCCUCUUGUGGAGGGAUUUCCUGUUAGUCUGUAGCUGAUGCAGAGGGAGUUGAGGAGAGUAUCGUGGCUUUCGGCUGAGAGUAUUUCCAAUCAUGAUAGGUUUAUGUAGGGUCUUGACUUGAGCUGCUUAUGAGCCUAAGGGACGGAAAAGUUAAUUAUCAGUGAAGAGGAUCACAUAUCAUUUCUACAGCAUUGGUGAGAAGCAAUGGCAGUGAGCCUCAACCAGAGCUCCAGGCGUUUAGCUGCCAUUACAUUGGAUAAGUGGCUGUUCAAAUGUACAAAUAGAAAACAUCAUAAUCACUUCAACCACUAUUUAGAAAAUCCCUACAAGAUAACAAAUCUCUACAAACUGUAGACUAUUUCAGUAAAUCAAAAGAUUGAAAAAUUCAAUAUGGGCAUUCAUGUUUUCCCAAUGACUCAUGGGAUUGCCACACCAAAGUUCCCAGAGGGGUGGGUGAUUGUGGUCAUGUUAUUGGACCAGUAAUCCCGAGGCCAAAGCUAAUGAUUUGAGGAUGUAAGUUCAGAUCCCAACACCUGGUAGGAUUUAAAUUCAAUUAAUAAAAUCUGGAAUUGAAAGCUCGUCUCAAUAAUGCUGACCAUGAAACUAUCUGUGAUUGUGCAAAACCUUCACAACUGCUAAAAAGUCCAAAUAUGUGCAGAUUAGGUGGAUUGGCAAUGCUAAAUUAUCCAUAGUGUCCAGGGACGUGCA
Chiloscyllium plagiosum (whitespotted bambooshark) is the source of this 3875-nucleotide messenger RNA. RefSeq names its product sema domain, immunoglobulin domain (Ig), short basic domain, secreted, (semaphorin) 3H (gene sema3h). The record is from RefSeq and is a predicted model, not a curated record. Gene Ontology annotation, molecular function: neuropilin binding; chemorepellent activity; semaphorin receptor binding. NCBI's taxonomy places the organism in Eukaryota, Metazoa, Chordata, Chondrichthyes, Orectolobiformes, Hemiscylliidae. Gene Ontology annotation, biological process: motor neuron axon guidance; neural crest cell migration; semaphorin-plexin signaling pathway. Gene Ontology annotation, cellular component: axon; plasma membrane; glutamatergic synapse.